AUGCCGAAUAUUCAAGAAAAGCCAGAGACUUCCGAAAAGGACGUGGAGGUAGCCUUGAGCCAUGCUACGGACCUCCAUCGUGUUUCUGUCGGAUAUGGAGAACAAUUGCCAGACCCAUCAACGUCAACCACAAAUAAGUCCUUGCUGAGAAAGAUCGAUUGGCGUCUGUUGCCAAUCAUGAUGAUAUCCUAUAUGCUUCAAUUUCUUGACAAGCAAAGUUUGUCCCAAUCCGCCAUUAUGGGCAUCGUAGAAGACCUGGGAUUGACUGGCAAUGAGUACUCUUGGUCAGGCUCGAUCUUCUACUUCUCAUACCUUGUAUUUUCAUACCCUGCCUCCAUGCUCAUGGUUCGGCUGCCGAUUGCGAAGUUUCUCGCCACAACACUCUUUCUUUGGGGUGUCGUGCUUGCAUGCCACGCUGCUACGCAUAACUUCUCUGGACUUAUGGUUACUCGCUUCUUUCUGGGUUUAACUGAAGCAGCUAUUUCUCCUGGUUUCAGCCUGAUCACUGGCAUGUGGUAUACCAGGUCCGAGCAGCCAUUUCGCCAUGGUGUAUGGUUCGCUGGUAACUCUAUUGCAACAGCAUUUGGGGGGCUGGUAGCAUAUGGUGUCGCUCAUAUUGUCGGCUCCAUCCCCGCCUGGAAGUGGCUAUUUAUUAUUUAUGGACUGAUUACCGUUGCCUGGUCGAUUGUGUUUCUGCUAUUCAUGCCAGACUCUCCGUUAUCCGCUCGAUUUCUCUCCCAACCCGAACGCUCUGAGGCUGAAGAACGAGUCAAAGUGAACCAAACAACUAUCAAACACGACAAGAUUGAGUGGCAUCAGGUAUGGGAGGCCUUGACAGACUACAAGAUUUACAUCUUGUUCUUGUUCCAGAUAGCCAACAAUAUCCCCAAUGGGGGUUUGACCAUGUUCUCGGCAUUGGUCGUGAAAGGCUUCGGAUUUUCAACGUUACAAGUUUACCUUUUGUCAAUACCAACUGGCGCUGUGCACGCACUCUUUGCUCUAGGAAGUACCUACCUUGCCUCCAGGUUUCGAAAUAUCCGUUGCAUGCUACUGGCUGGUUGCACAGCGAUUGCUCUUGUUGGGAGUAUUUUGGUCUACGCCUGUGAAAGCACAGGACUCCGCCUAUUCGGUCUCUACCUGUUUGUUGCCUAUGCGGCGGGUAUUCCCAUGACCCUCUCCAUGGUCUCAUCCAAUGUUGCUGGCUUUACUAAAAAGGCGACUGUGAGCGCGAUGAUGUUCAUCGCUUACUGCGCAGGAAAUAUCAUCGGUCCAUUUUUGUUUUUCGCGCGUGAAGCUCCGGGCUACAAGAGCGGUUUCAUCGCAAUGAUGGUGUGUCUUGGGGUAGCAACUGUUCUGAUCCUAGCCCUAGGGUUUUGUUGGCGGUUGGAAAACUCACGGAGAGAUCGGGUAUACGGGCCUACGGCCUUUAUGCCGACGAAUGGACCCAAGGAACUAGCUCAGGGGGUAUCUGGGACGACAGAGGAUCUAACCGAUGUUCAGAAUACGGCGUUCAGAUAUGUCUUCUAA
Molecule: messenger RNA, 1527 nt
Organism: Aspergillus nomiae NRRL 13137
Lineage: Eukaryota; Fungi; Ascomycota; Eurotiomycetes; Eurotiales; Aspergillaceae
Product: allantoate permease family MFS transporter
Exons: 9
Coding region: 1-1527 (508 amino acids)
Biological process (GO): tripeptide transport; dipeptide transport; allantoate transport
Cellular component (GO): plasma membrane
Molecular function (GO): allantoate transmembrane transporter activity; dipeptide transmembrane transporter activity
Source: RefSeq, a predicted model, not a curated record